This is a messenger RNA of Heterostelium album PN500, 282 nucleotides long. RefSeq lists its product as uncharacterized. The transcript has a single exon. The record is from RefSeq and is a predicted model, not a curated record. Lineage: Eukaryota; Evosea; Eumycetozoa; Acytosteliales; Acytosteliaceae. Bases 1 to 282 code for a protein of 93 amino acids.
AUGGAAAAGGAACAACAAAAUCUCAAAACUAAGUGGAAUCUUCAAAAGUCAAAUGCCAAAUGGAUCAAUCCAGUCCAAGCUUGUGGGGAUUUAAAAUGUGCAGGUGGUCAUAAGCUUAAAAAUACAGUAGUUUGUUCUGAAUGUCCUGGUCAUUUAUAUUGGUUAGAUGUUCCAACUAGAUCCUAUAUGUGUAGGGGAUGUGAGAAGUCGUCAAAAUUCCACAGUCUUGAUCUAAUCUGUACGAGAUGCAAAUCAGAAUCAUACUGUAAAAUUCGUGUCUAA